CCAUUUUAGCUGAGAAGCCCUGUAGUGCUAGCGCUAAUAUAAUGGUGUUGUUUUUGUAGAUACCUACACAAUUGACUACGCUUGGCUUUGACUGUGCAUAUGUCUGCGCCAUUAUUAAGGCCUCUGAUUGCAGCAUCAAAGAGAUACUCUGCAGUCCGAGUCAUCAUUGACACAUCAGUGAGCUGGAGAGAAGUGAAAGUUGCCCUGCAAAGAAAACUGAGUAAGAUCAAUUGCUCCUACAAUUUAUCUUUAGCAGUGCUACAGCUACAAGAUGAGGCAGCUCAAGUUACAAGUGCUGCUCUCCACGUUAUUAUCGUAUCUUUCGGUGGUUAUUGGGCAAUCGUGCAAUUUCAGCCCCAACCCAAACGCUCAGUGCCUCCCUGUACUAAACAACGUCUGCAAGACUGUCGGCUACAACAUGACAUCACUACCAAACUUAUUCAAUCACUCGACACAGCAAGAAGCCGAAGCAUUUUUUAACAAAAUAGCACCCAUAUUUCAUACGAGCUGCUCCGUAUAUUUAGCUCACUUUCUCUGCUCUGCAACACACCCUAUCUGUUUUCCGAAUCAGUUUCAACAAAUUCAUCCGUGCCGAGAGUUGUGCACGGCUGUGAGAGAAACCUGUAUACCCACCCUUCGUCAGAUCGGCCUAGAAUGGCCGGAUGAACUCGACUGUACUCUUUACAGCUCCUACCAGGACUCCCUGUGUGUGUGGACUCAGGCCAACCCGUGCAGCACGAUGGGAAGAUCGAUGAACGAAGAUAAUCGAGUUAUUGUCAAUAGAGUGAACGUGAAUUGCUCCGGACGCCUUGUCAAACUUCAGAAUUCAAGUAAUUAUGAUUUCGGAAGUGUGAAGCAUUGUACCGAGCCUUGCAGUGGUGUGUAUUUUGACCAGGAGAAGCAAGAGAUUCUGUUGAUUUGGAUCACUAUCAUCAGUUUGAUCACUCUCCUCGUGUGCGUGAUUAUUUUUCUCACUUUCAUAUUCAACUAUAGAAAAAUCCCAAACCUCGAGACUCCUAUCUACUAUAUUGCAGUUUGCUAUGGCAUCUCUUCGUUAACCUAUGUCAUUUCGAUAACUAUUGGCAAAGAAUCUAUCAUCUGCAAUACGGAAUUUAAAAAUCAGCAUAACGAGAGUGCCCUACUCACGAAUGCGCAAGACCACCCCCUGUGUUUGAUUCUAUUCUGUGUUCUCUAUUAUUCGAUUCUUUGCACCUGGUCUUGGUGGGUGAUUUGUAGCCUUCAAUGGCUUAUAACAUCUCUCAAGUCCACGAACAUGUCAACCAAAUGGAAGAUAUGUUUUCACAUAAUUGCAUGGUGCAUUCCGCUUGUAUUCACUCUGACAGCACUCUCACUGGGUCAUGUUGCCGGAGAUGCCACUGUUAAAACCUGCUGGAUUGAAAAGCACUAUGAAUUACCAUUUCUUGUUGCUCCAUUGUCGACUGCUGUGGUUAUAUGUUCCGUCGUUCUUGUUGUGUGUUUUGCACGAGUCGUUAAACUUCAGAAAUCCAAGAAACCUGAAUCAGAUAUCGCAAAAAUAAGUGCUUUAACUUUGGUCCGUGUUGGGCUCUACUGUACAGUCUAUUUGAUUCCUAUGGGACUCUUGUUAUGUGCCUAUUUCUACGAGUUUUGGUACAGAGAAGAAUGGGAGAUACAGUAUUUGAAGUGUGUGAAUUCAGCAGCUAGUAACUGUGAAAAUAGCGGCUCUCCCGUUUAUGCAAUCUUCAUGAUAAAAAUAGCGUCUAUGUUGAGUAUGGGAACUGUGUCUUUGUUGUGGAUACUCAGAUCUGAUUUGAUAACAAUCUGGAGGAAAUUUUGUUGCUUUUGCACUACAAAUGUGCCCGAACAUAACAUUGUUUAUACACCAAAUGGAAGGUAUACACCAACCUUUCAGCUUCAUCAUGCCAUGGAUUACCCCACUUCUAGUGAUUCGUCUGUUUGAUACCACCUGUUUAAAGAAUCUCCCUAUCUGAGGGGAGGACUGUGAAUUGUGAUGCUAUCAUGUCAUCAACCAAACUCUUUGAAACUCACUCCCUCAGAAUUCAGGCUCUUUAUCGUGGGGCAAAUAUGAAUAUGCUUUAUGGUCAUGUUGUUUUAUUGUUCACUACCACUUGAGGGUUACCGCAAGUGUGUACUCAAAGUCAAUCAACUGUUAAUGUGAAUGUG
Halichondria panicea is the source of this 2163-nucleotide messenger RNA. Its product is annotated as frizzled-5-like. Bases 272 to 1939 code for a protein of 555 amino acids. The record is from RefSeq and is a predicted model, not a curated record. The transcript has 3 exons. Gene Ontology annotation, biological process: canonical Wnt signaling pathway; non-canonical Wnt signaling pathway. Gene Ontology annotation, cellular component: membrane. NCBI's taxonomy places the organism in Eukaryota, Metazoa, Porifera, Demospongiae, Suberitida, Halichondriidae. Gene Ontology annotation, molecular function: Wnt-protein binding; transmembrane signaling receptor activity.